Suillus clintonianus is the source of this 4110-nucleotide messenger RNA. RefSeq lists its product as uncharacterized. Bases 221 to 3664 code for a protein of 1147 amino acids. Gene Ontology annotation, biological process: septin ring organization; establishment of cell polarity. Gene Ontology annotation, molecular function: guanyl-nucleotide exchange factor activity. Lineage: Eukaryota; Fungi; Basidiomycota; Agaricomycetes; Boletales; Suillaceae. The transcript has 5 exons. The record is from RefSeq and is a predicted model, not a curated record. Gene Ontology annotation, cellular component: cytoplasm; division septum; nucleus.
GUACGUUUAGCCGUCAACGUCAACGAAGGAAACGAGCAAGCCACGAAGACAAGUACCGACUAGUUGAAUUCGACCUUGAACGUCAACAGUCACGACAUAGUUUACACCAAGGUUUUAUACCCUCUCUUUCUCCUUCCAGCGCUACUUUAGCGUUACUAUCUGUCGACGACAACGUCGAGCUCGCUGUCUUCGACGACGACGAUAAACACACUCUCUAGUAAUGAAGCAACAACCACCAUCUCCGUCGUCAGCCCGGUCCCCGCGCAAUCAAUUAAUUGGCCACCCAACUUUGGACCAUCAUCACUCCCAUCAACUUCAUCUCUCUCCCACUAGUACUUAUCCAUCGCCAAAUCCACCAAAAUCAGCCAAGAGUUCUGCUUUCAAAGGUUUACAAUCUGUGUUUCAGCGCAAACCACCCGAUCGUUCGCUGUCUUCCAAUUCUCUCCGCUCUUCCUAUUCGACUUCCAACGCAUCCGCCACAGACAGCCACAACCCCCAUCCAUACGCCGCAAUGCCGCCUGCUCCUCUACCUGUUGUAUCCAACAAUGAAUAUAUCGAAGACGAACAAGAAUGUCCUGUAUGUCUUGAACCGCUGAGCUUCAGCUUCAGACUUCCUGGAGAAAAGCCCCAUGUUGUACCAGAGUGCGGUCACUCUCUUCACGAAGCAUGUUUUACUGCUGUAUACGGACCACCACCAGCACAAUCUCGCUCUACAGUGCCUCGCAAAUCAAAUCUUGGCGUCUGUGGGGUUUGCAGACGACCUAUGAAGAUUGGCGACGGAGACAGCAGCAAAAAUAAUAAACUCGCCGCUCUGACCGGCAUGGGCGAUCCCCAUGCACCCGCAGUUUAUCCUGGCCGAGAUUUAUCAGGCACACGUUCCCGCCGCAGCCCAGUACCUCCUCAACCCUACGAUCCCACAGACGAUGACCCAAUAGACCACGCUGUCUCAGUCAAGUCAACACCAAGCGAAUCCCACUACAUCGUCGCACCUUCCAUCCAAGUCCGCCCCGAAUUUUCAUCCAUCACCCGGAAUGGCGAAGCUUGUCAACCUUUAACCUGCAUUGUUGUAAUCGAGUUACCUGCCAGGCGUGGAACAAGUCAUGUUCCGGGUCCUGUCAUGGCGGAUGCAUAUGGUGCUCGGAGUACUCACACCCUCUCACGAGCCGAUACAGAGAUGCCUCAUCCGUCCCAAAGACAAAGUGAAGUUCUGCGACGCCCAACCCAAACACAACGUUAUGACCCAUGUUCCGAGCCCUGGUCAUCUACAAAUGAGGCCCAGUCUUCCCAUUAUAGGCCGGGCCCACCAGCGGAGGAAGAGGAGGGAGAAUCGUCACCUUUCAACGCUAUCGUUGAGGACUUGCGCAACCGGAUAAUUGAUUGGAAGGGCCACGCGUUGUCUGGCCUCGGCCCCCUGCAAAUGUAUGACAUGCUAUCUGUCCGCCGAGAUGCCCUUGUGCGGGAGUUUUUCGUCUACCUCUUCAAGGAGGCCAUCAUUUGCGUUGUAGAAGAGAAAAAGCGGUCUCUUGGCCGGUUCCUGUCGUCGCCAGCUUUUAACGACACCUCGACUUCAGUUUCAGGGUCUAGCGCCCAGUCCAACAAGGGUGUCCUGCGCCUCAAGGGUCGCAUUUAUGUUCGACAUAUCAAGCGCAUCACGGUGAGCACAAGCGGGGAGAUGAGCCUCACGAUUGAAAUGGAGGAUGAGCGACUCGACUCUUUCAUUCUCGUUUUCAAAGAUCGCUCUUCCAUGGAUGCUUGGAGGAGCCAGAUCCAGGGCCUUGUAAACUCCUUCCAACAUCAAGCAUCACCACCGCAGCCGCCCAUUGACCGUGGCCUUGACAUGGAUGAGUUCGGGGGUUCAGGAAAGGCUGCGCGAAUGCUUAGCGGGAGCACUGCGUCCACCUCACCCAGCACCGUCGACAGUUUACUCCAGGGCUCCACACGCUCCACGAUGUCCUCAUUGACCUCCCAUGGUUCCGUGCCGCAACCUCAAUCUAGACAAAUGCACAGCAAACUUCAACCCCUCGGCGAGGACGAUGUACUUUCUCACUAUGAGACGCAUCCUUCAGGCCUGGUUGCACCGCAUGUAUCUGCUGGACCCUCCAAUUCACUUGCUCCCCUCCCACACCCGGCACUUGAUCUUAUCCUUAUCGUAUCACUACCUCCACCGAAUGCUCCCCGCAGCACCGCAGCGCUUAAGCUCCGCGUUAUCAAGGCAUCACUGGACUUUAUCCUCGCUGCUCUCGGAACCAAGGAUCGGUUGAGUCUCGUCACCUUUGAAGUGGGACCUGGUGGACGUGUGCGCAAGACGCCUUACCUUUGUGUUGGCAAGUCACUCAGCCGAGGGAGGCUGUCCAAGUUCAUCGAUGAGAUUGGCCGUCCAGAUGAGGGGCAAGAUGAUGAGUUCCUGGUGAGGGCUUCCAAAGAGGAGAAGACAGACGUUGUGACUGCGGUUAACCAUGGUCUUGAUGUUGUACUUCAACGCAAGUCUCGUAAUCCUAUCUCGGGGAUGGUCCUCGUGAGCGAUGCUGCAGACAGCACGAGACGUGCGCAGAUGGAUCUUGUCCUCGCCCGUGCUGAAGCUGCAAACAUGCCCAUUCACUCGUUUGGCUAUGGUCGCUCGCACGACCCUGCUUCUCUCUGGCUCAUGUCGAACCAUACCAGUGGGACAUACACCUUCGUAAAGGACUGGUAUGACCUCCGCAGCUGUCUCGCUGGCUGUGUCGGCGGCAUGAUGUCCAUUGGCCUCCUCAACAUGAAGCUACACAUGAAAAUUGUCGACGGUCAGCGUUUCCGCAUCCGCAAGGUCUCUGGUGGGCCUUCAUCCAUCCUCUCGACGGAUGGCCACAACGUCGACAUCGACGUUGGCGAGCUUCGCUAUGGCGAAUGCAAAGAGAUGCUCAUCGAGUGUGAGCUCGAUAACACCGAAACUCGCCGUCCUUCUGCGCAGAACGGUAAUCGCGCGCUUAAUGCCACGGAUCAAUUUGUGCAGAGCAUGGGUCUUGAUUCUUUGGCCAUUGAAGAUGGUGCCGAUCUUGUGGAUGGCAUGAUGGAUCGGAUGAUUGAUGAGGUUCCAGUGUUCGAGGUUGAUGGGUCUUUCUAUGAUCCCAGCGCAUCUAAACAAGUUUCACGCCUCGCCCAUCCCGUCCUCUUGACGAUCACUCUCCUUCCUCAAGCUACCUCUAUCUCGCCCAAGCCAGUCAAACCAUCAGAUCCUGUGAUCGUCCGACGUAGAAUGGAACUUCUCGCAUCCGACAUGAUCACGCGCGCUCUCGUCCUCGUUUCGAGGAAGAACUACCCCCAGGCCCAGAAGAUCAUGAACGAGACCAAACGCAUCUUGCACACUGUACUGCAAAGCAUCUCCAAAACACUUCCUCCGCCGAAUACCGAAGGCACGACGAUGCGUAACCGCAAGGAUAUCCUCACUCUCGCUGCGGUGCGUGCGAUGCAGGCCAUACUCCAGGACCUGCAGAUUUUGGCGGAGGCUUUAGAAGAAAAUGUCGAGCUGUUUGCACAUGACCAACGGAAUUUCGGUGCACAACAGGCCAUGAUAUUGCGUGACCAGAAGAGCUGGAGUGGACGCAGCGCUACCGAGCGCCUGUUUUGGACCAUCGACAACUCCAUAGAGCUGGUUUCUCGGAGUACCGAUUGGAUGGCGCGCGACUAAUACCCCCCUAAGACAUGAUCUCUUUUUCAUUUUUUUGUUCAUUUUAUUUCAUUUUCUUUCCGUAUUAUGUUCUGUCACUGGGUUCAUAUCUUAUUUGUGUUCAUGCUUUCUCGUUUUGUUAUGUUUUGUGGUCAUUCUAGUAUGGUUUCAACCCAUUACGUUCCUUCCUUUGCGCCACCGUCCUUCACCGUCCUUGUCCUUAAGUAUUACUCGGUUCUGGAUCCCCUUAAUGUAACCCCCGCGGUCUCGUCUUUAUGUCAAGAUACGCACUUUAUGAUUCCUCGGAUGUUUCUUAUUCCCUGUUUGUUACUUACUUAACUGUGCGACUUCUCAUGAUAUAUCCACGCCCGCUUCCCAUGGCUGUUUCCUUUAUUUCUUGGCCCAAGAAGUGGGAGUAAUGUAGUUGAUUGAUUACCUAGGAACGAAUGAAACUGUUUUAUCAUCAA